UGCAGCGCCCACCUCCUCCAGGAUCUCGUCCGAGUGGCGUUGUCUCACCUGCCUCCCUGCCUGCCCCUGGUGGGGCUCCAGCUGCCCGGGGGGGGGGGCACGCACUGAGCGGCCGGCUCGGCCCCCAGGCCCUGCUCGGCCCCUCCCAUCCCUGACCCUCUGAGGCUCCAGUGUUGCAGGUGCCAGGGAGACGGCGAGUGGGGAGGGCGCAAGCUGGGCAGCAAAAGGCCACGGGGCGGGGACUCGGGGGGCUGGGGAUUAUAAAGUGCAGCGGCUGAGCGGGGGGCCCGCCUGUGGUGAGGUGCCUCUCUGCCCACGGCUGCUCGCUCAGGACUCGGCGUGAGUAGGCUCAGCCUGCCCGGGGCUCUGGAGAACUCGGGUCCUUGCUGGGCUCUCUCCGCUGGCCACAGCUGCCGCCCCCUGCUCCCCACGUCCUUCUGUGCCGCCCUGCGGGUGUGCGGCACCCUGGCUGCUUCCCUGCCUGGCCCGGCUGCUCCUGGGGGGCUGGCGGGGUCUUGCCCUCUGGCAGCAUGGGGGGGCCUGGCGUGGGGCCCCCUCUGCGCUGUGCCCUUCCCUAUGGGGUGGCUUGGGCGAUAGCCCUGCCCUGUUCCUUAGAUGGCUGCUGCCCGCCGCUGUCUGUCGCUGCUUCUCCUGGGCACCUGCGUGGCUCUGCUGCUGCCGGGAGCCCGGGGAGCCCCGCUGGAGCCUGUGUACCCCGGGGACAACGCGACGCCCGAGCAGAUGGCUCAGUACGCAGCGGAGAUGCGCCGAUACAUCAACAUGUUGACCCGGCCCAGGUGGGCACAGGGGCCCUGGCUCUCUGCGAUUCUGCCGUUACCCAGCCCCGGCCCCCAAGGGUCACCCCGGGCAGCAGGGAGGAUGGCGCCCACGUGCAAAUGGGCACAGCACCCACCCGGCGCCUCCUCCCUCAGGUACGGGAAGAGCGCCGAGGAGGAUGCGCUGGGCUCUGCGUCGACCCCAGGUGGGUUCCAUCACCACCUGUCGGCUCGGCUCCUUGCAGCCAAGGCGCGGACAGGGCUGCCGGGCAGUCCCCCGAGGACACAGGGUGGUCCCCACCGCCAGGCCCACCCUCUCCCCGCAGGGAGCUGAGUCCGUGGAUGAGCGGCGCCAGGCGCCGCCCCACCCCCA
Molecule: messenger RNA, 1149 nt
Organism: Chinchilla lanigera (long-tailed chinchilla)
Lineage: Eukaryota; Metazoa; Chordata; Mammalia; Rodentia; Chinchillidae
Gene: Ppy
Product: pancreatic polypeptide
Exons: 1
Coding region: 616-1110 (164 amino acids)
Biological process (GO): feeding behavior; neuropeptide signaling pathway
Cellular component (GO): extracellular region
Molecular function (GO): neuropeptide Y receptor binding; neuropeptide hormone activity
Source: RefSeq, a predicted model, not a curated record